Molecule: messenger RNA, 673 nt
Organism: Cuscuta epithymum
Lineage: Eukaryota; Viridiplantae; Streptophyta; Magnoliopsida; Solanales; Convolvulaceae
Source: the annotation of a GenBank genome assembly
CUUGUCCUCACUUCAUUCAUUCCUCAAUCAACCGGAAUGCGAAAAAUGGAGCGCCGUUAAUUUUUCAUUUUGGCCGGCGGUAUUAGAGGCAGCUCAUUACUCCGUCCGGUUUCGUCUGAAUCUCUGUAGGUUUUUUGUUGGUUCUCGAUCAAGAGGGCGGCUUCAUCAAAAUCUAUACCUAGCCGAGAUCAACAACCUCUGAAAAUGUCGAAGAGUAAGGCGGCAGGAAGCAGCGGGCAGGAUGAACCUCAGCGCAUGGUUGCUUUCAAUUGGAACGCUAAAAUAAAAAGCAAGAUAGUGAAGCAAGAAGAAGAUAUUUGCUGGGCAAUUGCCCUAGCACAUUCACUUGAGGGAACGUUCAACUCUGGAGAUCAAGAAGUCGAGCUCUCUUUUGACGACAUUGUUUACCAAUUAUAUGGUGAUAAAGACACACAUAAGAAGGCACGUGACAGCAGUGAUAGGAAGCUGGCCACACGGAUAAACAAAGCUUACAAGAAUGUACAAGUGAAAGGAAUAGCUCAAAGGCGAUAUUGUCCGUACACGGUUGAGAACAGAUCUAGUCGCAAAGAAGUGAAAAGACUUGCGAAUGAAAGACACAAGUAUGACUGUUUAUUCAUUGCCAAGUUUGAAAGUAAAGAAAAGGUGAAUGAGAAAACCCUUCUGAGUGAUUUAC